Amaranthus tricolor (Joseph's coat) is the source of this 3561-nucleotide messenger RNA. RefSeq names its product probable leucine-rich repeat receptor-like protein kinase At1g35710. The record is from RefSeq and is a predicted model, not a curated record. NCBI's taxonomy places the organism in Eukaryota, Viridiplantae, Streptophyta, Magnoliopsida, Caryophyllales, Amaranthaceae. Gene Ontology annotation, molecular function: protein binding. The coding region runs from base 1231 to 2589 and encodes 452 amino acids. The transcript has a single exon.
GAUGUAUUUGUUUCAAUAUAUUUUCUAAUUAUUAAUUUUUUAGACUUUUUAAAAGCUCACAAUUAAAAUUAGGGUAUUGAUAUUAAAGGCCCUUGAGGUUGUACAUAAAAAUUAACAAGUUUUCUUUAUCAUCAAUAAUUUUAACUUUUCAAGAGAAUCUAAUCUAAAUAUUGAAAAAUAAUUAAUAUUUUAUAUAAUUAAUUUAACUUUCCAAGAAAAAAUAAAAUUAAAAUAUAAGAUUCUUUCUUAUAACCUUUUGUAUAUAUUAUUUUCCUUAAAAUUAUUAAACUUUAAGUUUGCAAUGGAAUAUGUGCAAAACGUGAAUGGAAAAAACAAAUAAAAUAGUAGGAGUACAAUAAAAAAAUUAUAAAAAUUUAAUAUUAAUAAUCUUUGAAUUGAAACGAAUCAUACAAGAUUUUAUUUAACUAUACGCAUAAUAAUUAAUUAUAAAUUAAAAGUAAUGAAUGAAUAGUGAAUAAUUUUUUAUAUUACAAGUAAUUUGAAUUCGAGAAAAUAGUUACUACUUAGUCAACCUAAUAAUCAUUAAUGCCUAUUAAUGAAAUCCAUAAAUGAUAAAACUAAUAUCCAAGCCGCAAACAAUGACAAUUGUUUGUCAAAAGGGAAAAUGUUACGUCAACGUUCUAAAUAGAGAGAGAAAUGAUCAUGUUUUGACUCAUGAAGAAUCAAUCAGUGGCAUUGUAUUACUUAAUUUUGAACUAUUUUUCAGUUCAUUUUAUUAAAUUUAACUUAUUUUUGUUUUUUAGUUAUGAUGUAUUCCCUCUAUUUUUGUUUUUCUUAUUUAUUUUUUAUUCAAUUUUAAAGUAAAUUUUAAAUUUCAAUAUCUUUAAAUACAUAUAAUAAAAAGUUAUAAAAUAUAUACUCUAUAAUAAAAAAAAAUUAAAAUGAAUCUAAUGAGAUCUCACAUGAUAUAUUUUAUAUUAUAAUUAUGUGUCAAAAAUAUUAAUCAAAAUUUUCUCCCCUUAAAAUGGAAUAUUCCAAAGGACAACAUUAAAAAACGAAAGAAAUACAUUUAUAUAUAUACAUAUGUAACUUAUUUUAUCGUCCUACUCACAUUUUUUUUAUACUUUUUUCAUAAAUAUAUAUAUAAAAAAAAAGUUAAAGUCAAAAUUUUCAUCCAAGUUUGCCUUUUGUACAAUCAUAAAUAGCACUAAUCCAUAUCCCAAUCCAAAUUCCACAUAAUCAACUACAAUUAUCCAAACCAAUUCAAACAUGAAUCAAAAGACAAACAUUCAUAUUCACAACCCAAUCCACAUCCUCAUAAUACUAUUACUAUCCAAUCCAUUCCACCCAAAAUUCGUAAAACCCUGUCACCCCAUCGACAAACAAGCUUUACUUGCCUACAAGCACGGCAUAACUAACGACGCAGUACCCGAUUCCGGCUACAAACUUCUCCACACUUGGCUCCCUAAAACUAACUGCUGCACCUGGGAAGGUAUCGGUUGCAAUCGCCGUAACGGACGAGUCAAUAAACUAUCGAUGCCCAAUUUCCCCGACUCCCCUUUCUUAUCAUCGUCAUCCACACCAUUAGUCGGAACAAUUUCACCAUUUUUAGGCAAUCUUACCUAUCUCGAAACCCUUAAUCUUGGCGGAAGUCUCAAUCUAACUGGCCCAAUUCCAUCUGAAAUUGGUAAACUCUCUAAUUUGAUCUUCCUUUCCCUUUCCUCGAAUCAAUUAAUUGGUUCGAUUCCCAAUUCAUUGGGUAAUCUUCAUAAUCUCGAUACACUUGAUUUAAGUGAAAAUAAACUUUCGGGCAAAAUUCCAAUUGGUAUAAGAAAAUUACAAAAACUUUCGACUUUGUUUUUGUCGUCGAACAAUUUUGAAGGGAGUAUACCGGAGUUUAUAGGUGAUCUUUCUCAGUUAUACUAUUUAUAUCUUGUUAAUAAUAAUCUUUCUGGUCCUAUUCCAUCAUCGAUUGGUAAGCUUUCCAGGCUGAAUACUCUGUUUUUAAGCAAUAAUCAGAUUUCAGGAUCUAUUCCUUCGUCUAUUGGUCGACUUGUUUCACUGGAAAAUUUCUGGGUUUCGCACAAUAAAUUGACUGGUGUUUUACCCGAUUCAAUAGGAAAUCUAACAAGAAUUCAGAAAAUAUUAUUAGAUAAUAAUAUGAUUAUGGGGAAAAUCCCAGGUAGUUUUGGUAAUCUUAAGAGUUUAUCAUCACUUGAUUUGUCGAAUAAUCUGUUUGUUGGUCCGAUUGAUGAAAGUAUAAUGGGUAAAAAUAAUCAGCUUAUUGAGACUUUGAUCUUGUCGAAUAAUCCAUUGGGAGGGUCUAUACCCAAAUCGAUUGGAAAUUUGCGUCAACUUGAAAGGCUUGAAAUGGAGAAUAAUGGGCUUUCUGGGGGUAUUCCUGAAGAAAUUGGGGAUGCAAAGAAAUUGACAACAAUUGUGUUAUCAAGUAAUAGUUUAAAUGGUGAAAUUCCUGCAAAGGUUUUUGAAUUGGAGAAUUUGAUUGUAUUUGAUGUUUCGAGGAAUAAUUUAGUUGGUAAGAUUCCUCAGCAUAAGAUGAUGAUUCCUGCUUCUUCAUUUUCUGGAAAUUCUGGACUUUGUGGGGAUCCCCUCCCUCCCUGUAAGUAGGGAUUUACACAGGUCUUGGACUCUUAAAAAAGGGUCUGGAUCUAGGUCAAAUCAAAUCCGUCUAAGAUCCAACAACUUUUUUUUAUGAAACCGUUUCACUGUGACAUGAAUCUAUACAAAAGAUUUAAUUAUGCAAAUAGUUUCUAUUAUUAAACUAUUUAAUCCAAGUAUAGGCACGUCUAUGGUGAGACCGUCUCACUGUGAAACAAGUCCAUACAAAAAGUCCUUUAUGCUAAAAAUUUUUAUUAUUGCUUUAUUUAACCCAAAUAUGUGGCACGUCUCAUGGAGACCGUCUCAUUCAAGAAUUUGUGACCAAUACAUGUUCAUCUCUACCUGUCAUUCGUCAAUUGAAUAUUGAACAUUAAUUUGCUUGUCAAAUUAACAACUCUCCAUAAUUCAUUGCCAGAAUAGGGUUUUGGGCAAGUACAAUGUGAUCAAUUGCAUAGAGUCCUCUAAAUGAAAGGACUUUAAAUAUAUUAGUCCAUGUUAAUUUAUACUAUCUUUGAUUUAGUUUAAUUACUUAUUUUUAGGCUUUAAAAUUAUGAAAAAAAUUAUAUAAAAUAUACAAAGUUUUAAAAUUAGUGUUUAUUUUUGCUGUCAUGUAUAAUACUCGUUAUUUUGGAGGCUAUUCAUUUAUUUAUAAUCAUAAUUAUAUACAAUCAAUUCUUGUAAGGAUUGUAUAUGUGCAAUGAGCCGGAUAUUGUGAGGACCGGGUUGGAUCUCAAUUUUUACCGAAAAACCAUCCUGAUUUAUUCAAAGAAUAAAAUCAAAACGCCCUGAUUUUCUAUCUGUUGAAUGUUGAUACUAGACUUCAAUAAGUGAGCCCAUCCUUGUCAAACAACUUUAUCACGAUUUAUGGACAUUACUAUUUGUCGUCAUUCUUUUCAUUUUAUCGUCACCACAUUCCUAAUGAAAUUACAAAUUUGCCUCUGAAUUUUAAAAAUUUACAAAUUUGCCAUUGGAGUUAAUAAU